CACUUCUGUGCUUAAGUCUUUUGAGUGCAUAAAUACGCUCGCAAUGUGAAGUACGGACGUUACAGUCAACACGCUUCAAAUGGUGAGUGCGCAGUGCCGGACACUUAACACUCUCUAUCAUCGCCAUCUUGGCUACGUUGAGAUAGGGGAGGGACUAACGAAUGGUCGCAAUUCAAUUUGAAAACAAGUGGAAGCGGAUAAAUGUUGCAAUCGUCAUUUCCGGUAGGUGCGCAACGACAAUAAUGGAUUUGGGACAGCACGACAUUGUUAGAAUUACUGUACGCAGUGUACACAGUAUACUUAUGGAUGUGUACUGACGGGUGUAUUCCAUUUGUGAGACAGUCUGAGUGUUUAAGUAUGCUGUGUAAAACGUGCCAUAUUUGUUGUGGCGACUAGACUCAGCAUACGACAGAGCCCCAAGUGUAACACAACCAUACAAACUAAAUGGAACCACUGUGACCUGCUGCUGGUCGCAGGAGCUUACCGACUGUAAAGCUUACGAAGUAGGGGGCGGACUCCACCUCCUCGUCGCCAUCCUUUCAUUGCUAAUAAACGGGCGACCGGCGAGGGGGUGAAAACCAAGUGUUCCCGCCGUGAAUUUGAAAAAGCUUCUCGGCGACGAGAAGCCCCAGCAACACGAGCUGUGGUGACGGAGGCUCGCCAUUACAUAACCUUCUUUCUUCCCCGACGACCGCCGUCCAAACAGCUGCGUCUUCACCUCGGCUAAUGGCGGCCGCGCGCGCGAACAAUGGCACUAAUAUGAACCAAAACUGACAAAUAAGCAUUUUACUCACGGCGGCGAGACCACAAAACACAACAAACCAGACCUAACCACUAAACUACGAAUGAAUUAAGCGUUUAAAUUACGGUCAAAGUGAAACUUCAUUAUCCUGCAUAACGGACAAUCAAUAUGCCGCCAACUUUCUCUGCAAAAAAAGUCGCCAUGCACUGCAAAACACACCACUGCAUAUGUUAUAUUUAUGUAAACGUGUUGCAAUAAGCAACACGCAGGAAAAUACUGACGAAAUCCCUUGAAAGGAAGAUAAUCACCGCAGAGCGAUAAGAGCAACAAUCACCUCCCUCCGGCAAUCAAAUCAAGACAGGCGUACCAACAAGUCUAUUUUUUUUUUUUUACAUGUGCACAAAACAUAAAGCGAAUGAGUAGCAACAAAACAAUGUAUACAGACAGCAGAUGUGGGUUAUAAACGCUGUAUUACUUAAUGCAUGAAAUAUCUCGGGUUUACUCACUUUGCUCCUUCUAGGCAUGGUUGAUUUGUGAGUGGUGUUUGUGGAAAAGGGAGAAAAAAACAGGUACGUGUAAGCGAAUAGAGGAGAAAGAUAUAGUGGUAUAGUGAGGAUAAAGCGGUACUAGUACAGUCUAAUAGAGGGCAGCCACACGAUAAUGUUCCAUUGGAAGAAAACUAGCUCAAACCGGAUUGGAUUCUCCCCCUCCCUCCUUAUUCAAAUCUUAUAGUUCCUGCAUGAUUGACGAGAAAAGUCCCGCCUUCGCCGCCCGUCGAUUGGGUAAAAUAGCGCCCAGUGACACGAUUUCAAAUCUCCACGCUUUCCUGUGUGGAUGUCACUUACGUCAAUCAAGUAAUUCGCCAAGGUAGUUGUCUUUCUGUGCAGCCAUCUGUUUUGGAGAAGGCGAAAAUGUCAACAAGUCUUCUCUGAACGUUUUUUUGCAAACAAUUUGCUCGACAUAAUUCUGUGUGUGAGAUGUUUGAAUUAUUGUUUAUUUUACUGGUGGGUUUGUGUGUAUUGGUUGUGGAUUUAGAGGGGUGUGUACUCUCCCAGCCAAGUCUUUUGUAUUAAAAGCUCGGGAAAAUGGCGACAGGAUAAUUGUGGUCGCCACUCCAUUGUGCAGUGUGCACUCCCAACAUGACUUCAGCGUCAUUCUGCUUGUAUCAAAACAGACCCGCAUUUGCAAUGGAAGCUUCUACCUGCAGCUUCGUGAAUACCUGCAACAGUAAUGUGCUUCUCAUUUCUCCAAUGCACAAACAAACCAUAGUUUGAAGGUUUCAGUGUACAAAAAAUACACAAAUCACCUGUCGUCUUAAAAAAUGAUUAAUAUCAUAUAUUUUUUUGCUAAAUGUCAAUUUUAAUGUUUCAAAAUACAUUUCUGAGAUAAGGGUGUGAUGUUUUAAAAAUAAUGAUCAUGUAUGCCUGUCACCUUAUUACAAUUAAAUAUUUUUGGGCCUCAAUGUGCAAAAAUGAGAUAAUAAGAUUUAUUGCAUAUAAAAUAUUAAUACUAAGAUAAAAGGGUGGGCAAUAGUUGACAUUGUGGUAUCAGUUUCAGCAAAAUAAAGUCAAUAUUCAAAAUAAGUAAGCAGAAAAAUGUAAUUUUCUCUCAUUCCUUUGGCUUUUUGGCUCCAAUGCCCUCCUUUAUCCAAGAACGUAUUCCUUGAGGCUAUAAACAAUAUAAUAUAUUUCAACAACACAACAAAACACACACAAAUAUUAGACAACUGAAAAAUAUCAAUUUCAUCACGCUAGUAUCGAUCCAUAACUCAUACUGCCGUCUGUACUGAUACUAUCGAUAUUUGGCUAGAUCCUCCCACCCUCUAAAUCAGGGGUCACCAAUGUUUUUCCUUGUGAGAGCUACUUUUACAAAAUGAAAAUGGCCAAGAGCUACUCAUUUUUGUAACAUUUAUUUUCAGAGCUUAAUUUAAACCCAAAGAAAGCGAAUAUGCUUGUUUUACCAGAACAUGAACAAAAUGCUGGUGUCCACAACUCACAUUUUGUAUUUCAGAAUGCAUUUCUUUCUACUGUUCUUUCAUUGUUAACUGAAAACCUGAAUGAAAAGCAGGCUUUAGGGUUCAGUGUUAGGGUAAAAAAAAAAUUGAGAUUUUGAGAUUAAAGUGGUAAAUUUACGUAUAAAUGAGAUGUGCUUUCUUGGAAAAAAACACCAAUUGUCAGAGAAAAAUAAAAACAUUGAACUUUUUUUAAGUCAUGAAUUUAUGAGAAAAAAAGUAGUAAAUUUUUGAGAAAUAAUCUCGGAAAUGUAAUACUUUUUUUUCACGUAAAUUUAGAACAAAGUCGUACAUUUAUGAGAAAAAAAGUUGUAAUAUUACGAGAAUAAAGAAUUAAAACUUUAUUCACAAUUCACACAUGACUCCGUUUACGAUCGGUCAUUGUUUCAACAGCCAAAAUUAACCGCUAUAAAUAAGGAAUUGCUGUAUGUAUACAUUGUUUAAAAACAAUGAGGUUUGUGAGUGAGCAGCACCCGCUGCUCGUUGAGAAGAGCGAUAUGUGCUUUCAAGUCAGAAACCGGCAGUCCACAGAUCGAUUGCAGUCCUGUGGGAUACACUGCUUCAUUAACUAUAAAAAAAAUAGUGAAUACUGAUGAACCUUGUGGUUUUGCACAAGUACACAGGUAGUAUUGUUUAAGCAGGUAAUUGGACACAAGAGUAGAGCUAAUAAUGACCACCACAACUGCUGUUUACUCCAACUCCAACGUCCUGGGGUUGCUAGAAGUUGAAAGGUCAGAAAAACAUAUAUUGCUGAGGACACGGAAGAUAAAGAAAGGGGUGGUGGUUGGUAAUAAAGGUGGAGGAACAUGGGGUAGUGGAGGUCUCAGAUAACACCGCCCUUAUUGUGGUGCUUCACGUAGCCCUUCCAUCACAGCUGGUGCCAUUUGCCGUCCUUUCCCGCCUUUUCCAGUGGAUUCCCGCAUAUUCACAAUUUAUCAUUCAAGGCCCUGCAAAUUUGCAGAUUUUUGUAAAAAAAAAAAAAAUUAAUAUAAAAAAAUAAACCCCAAAAUAGGCUGCUUUUCCGCAGGAAACACACCUCAUUCACCCAAUAAUAAUUUGUAAGUAAGUACAGGUAAAAUGUACCACUAUUAGAAAGCCCACAAUUUUUGCAUGUUUAUGUGUUUAUGCUUCACUGACAAAUGUUUUUUGUCAAACGUUGAGAUUUCGCACCUUGCUCGCCGGUCCUUGAACGCACCAUAGUUGCUGUGAGACGCAAAGGGGAAACAUAUACAGUAUAUACUGUAUAUAACAAGCUGAAACUUACAGUGAGAUGAACACAAGUUAAUAAAUGAUGCUAAGUCCUUACUGGAGUUACAACGGGCAAGCAGUGUGGGUUAUGUAGACGCAGCUUGGAGAAACGACUUCUACGACAGCUUGUUGGGACGACCCCGUGCAAGGGAAGGGAAGGCAAGAGAAGCUCAGCUUCCCCUAAAAUGUCAACCAAAAUGCAUUGACUAAAUACUGUAUGCCUUCAUCUUUUGUUCAGAAUCAGCUAACGCUAACACAUUUAACUGACAUGACUUCCUUUUCAUUCAUCCCCACAGCAUCACGGCGCUUUUACACAGUCGGACACUGAGCGUCUACAGACUUCGUUGGGGAAGCGUAGUGUAGGUUGUUCCACUGCGCAAAGCUGGACGGUCAUUGGAUAAUUGCUGGGCUUUGUCCCGCCCAUCGAACGCUCAGCAUCUCUGGGGGUCUAUGGAGCAGUGGGAUGGCCCGGACGCUCGGGUGAUUGGAUGAUCUGUCUGAGGCCGAAUCCCUUUUUAAUUGACAGUGAAAUGAGUUAAUCAGUGAUCUUGAAGUAGAAACCUUCACCGGAGCAUUUUCCAAGUUUUCCAUUCUGUUGUUCUGAACUGAUCCGGAGACUUUAGAGAUCCUCAGCGACUUAAUCUUUGUUAAAAACGACUAGCGUUGUGUUUGGCGACUGUCCCCCAUCACGAUCAUUCACACACACAGCCGGUCACACAGUCGUGCUCAUGGCAAAACAGGAAGGUGGUGUUGAAGAGGAAGGUGUUGCUCUGUCUGCCACAUCGUGUCUUUGAGAACAGUCACAACAAGAAUCACAUCUUCAAUAUCAAAAAAUGAAAAAUGUAUUCAGUUAGCGUCCGUUUCGGUUCUAGUCGGACCUUCUGGAGCAAAUUAAGGAUGAUAACCAAGGUUCCACUCUAUUUGGAGCCUUUAUAUUUGAUGUCUAUUAUGGCACGUGUCGGUUUUCAUGAAGGACCUAUAAAGAGCGAUUGCAUUACCUUGUAUGACUGGGCUACAUUGCACACUUGUAUGUUUGUGUGCGUGGAAUCAUGUCAGCAGGAAGCAUGCCGUGCUUGGGCACAGAUCAGAACAUUCACACUCGUCAGACGUGAAGCAGGCCCAGGCACGAUACGACACCUUUAGGUCAGCAUCAUGCACUUUCAUUGGUAAAACUGAAAGUUCUUGUUUCUUUGUUAAAAAUACAUCUUCAAAUUGCCAAAUUUGACACAUGAUACUUCCCAAAAUUACGUUUUGUUUAUGCUCACUCAGCAGUCACACUCGCUGUGUAGGGAGGGCAGUGCCCCUGACCUUCUUUUAGCACUAGUCUUGGCCUAGUGGCAACACAGCCUAAUAAGCUCAGUAACAAUAAACCUUAGUCGGCUUUAACCAUUGAUUAACCGACAGCUGACAAAACAAAAACUAAUCUCCACAUUAAGUCGAGCUCUAACGAUAUGGCUUUUUCAUUACGGCUUCUCUUCUACUCUUGGACAAGAGGGGCGAUUAGUUGGAACUAGUACAUGAAACAAACGGGUGAGCCCCCCAAAGCCAAGCAAGCCAAUAUAAAGAUGAACAUAAAUGAGAAACUAUGACUGAUGAUCUUUGACAUGGUGGCUCCGGUGCCAAACAUUUACUUCCACACAGUACGCCGUGGAUCAGAGGGCUGCUAUAUAGAAAUAUGAUAUAUACUGUACAUGACAGCAUGCCAUUUCUAUUGCUACAUGGUCGUGUUUACAAUUUAUCAUAGUUGAAAUGUUUAACAAUAGUAGAGAGGUAGUUGAAAUGUUUAACAAUUAUUUUGUAAAUAUUGGACCAAAACAGGAAGAAGAAAUUUCCAAAUUCUGGACAAUGGAGGAAAGGAAUGAAACCACAGACAGGAAUCGUAAUUCCAUUUUUCUCACUGAUGUAACUAAAAUGGAAAACACUGACAUUGUCAAUCAUUGUAAAGCAAAAACAUCAACUGAUUGUAAUGGAAUUGAAAUGGAAACAAUAAAAAGGGUUGUCAAUGAGAUCGUAGAACAGUUAACACAUAUCAGUAACUUAUCAUUUCAGACUGGAAAAGUUCCUAACAAAAUGAAAAUAGCUGAAGUAGUUCCAAUCUUUAAAAAUGGAGAUAAACAUCCAUUUACAAAUUACCGACCAGUUUCCUUAUUACCCCAAUUUUCUAAAAUUAUUGAGAAGCUAUUUAAUAACAAAGGACAAAUGUAUUAAUAAGAAUGAAUUACUAGCAGGUAGUCAAUACGGAUACACAGCUAACAUUUCAGCCUCCAUGGCACUGAUUGAAAUCACAGAGGACAUUACUAACGCUAUAGACCACAGAAAGUGUGCAGCUGCAGUAUUUAUAGAUCUCACAAAAGCCUUCGAUACAAUUAAUCACGACAUCCUAAUAACAAAAUUAGAAAGAUCUAUUUCUUGCGGGGGGCGGGAGUCGAGUGGCAACCGGCUUUGAGGCGCAUUACCGCACCUACCAUGUUGGAGUGUGGCCCACAGUUACAGACACGAUACGGCAACUGGAUCGACCCGAUGUCGUGGUGAAAGCCAAUAUAUUCCCAAUCUUUAAAAUACACCGGAUCGGCAGCGGACAUCCCUAAGUCCGUUUCUGGCUGUUCUAGACAAAAAGUAGAGUACAAACAUAUGAAUGGAGGAAGUCAGACAGUAGUACUUUGACAUGUAAAAAAGUAGACAUCACACUGUGGCGACCUAUCAUGUAGCAGCCUCUUGGAAUUCCUUCUCAUGCACAUUUGCAGCUGAACGGAGACAAUGUUGCCAGGUCUCCACAAGCGCGAAACAAGCGAUUAGCUUUUUCUGAAAACAAGCCAAUAACAACAGGGAACUUGGAAAUUUGCAAGCAUCUUUACAAAAAAACCAAGCACAAAGUCGCUUCUUAUUGGCAAAUCUGGCAACGCUGGCCCGAGAUGCUUUGUUUUUAUGUCACGUAACAGGUCAACUGCAAAAGCCUGCCCCAAAAGGAGCAUAAGGGCCAUCUAGUGUUUUGUGAGGCACACAGUGUAUGGCCAAUAAUCGCAGUCCUAGACGACUGCGUAUCCCAAUGCUCAUGAGCUCUAUCUGCCUGGAUGGCACCAACAUAGGCUUUGUUAAUUAAUUAUUCAUUUGAAGAGCAUUUAUCAGGAGUAUCUGGCUCUCUCCUUUCCUUCCCCUUCUUCUCUUUUCUCUCUCUUCCCUCUAAGGCUCCAGGAUAUCAUCUUUUUAUUAACAAAAUAACACACGAUUUACGUAUCUAAACACAUAACCAACUACAAUAUCGUAUUUUCUUCCCUUAGUAAACGUACAUGUAAGUAAACAGUACAUGACAUUACAGUUACUAACAUCAAAUUCCAAAACCAAAUUCCGUACUAAUGAAGUCCUUGUUUUCUAAUAAAAAAAUACUCUUCCGACUUCAGGAGCUUUACUUUUGCCUAACAGAGAAGCAACAACAUGCAGUUUACAGAUGGUGUGGUAGAAUCCAUGUUAGUACUGCCAUGCUUUCAUUUUGAAGCUUACUUUGCGCUGAACAGGAAGUGUGUGUGUUUAUGCUUUGUAACUAGGCAAGAAUUAUCAUUUAAAAUCAAAAUCAAAAUUUUGAUGCAUCCAACUCAUACAGUAUUGUUGCUGCUUUGUGUUAACUGAAUGCUUCAACUAAUUUUCUUACACCAAAAAAAAAAAAUCUGCUAUAAUUUUUUUAGGCUCAAGCGACCCUAAAACAGACCAAACGGCCAAAUGCAGCCCACACAAAUAUAAAGUUAUUUAUUUUAUAUAUAUGUAUAUAAUGUGUCAAUAACUUUUUUGUUGUCGUUUUUUAAUGCACCAAAGGCCAAGAAGUAUAAAAACUGUUCACACCCCACUGAAAAUGUUAUCCUACACUGACCUCUAGCGGUGGACCUUGAGUAUGUCAACAGUUGCCUCCCGGCUGGUCUGUUCAGUUUGAUAUAAUUGUCACUCACUUACAUCCCAUUGCGUGUCCAGGACGUUUUUAUUGGUUGCAUAUGUUUAAUAUGCACAUUUUUGCAAUGUCUUACAUUGGUUUUACCAAUGCACAGCUGAAUGGUAAUUAAUUACAUUGUAAAACACCCACUAAAACGAAUUGCCAUGCUCAUCACCAAAGACGGUAGAUAGAAAGAACCGUCCAUGCAGCCGCAAUUUCCAUGUAAGAGUGUAGUACGGAUUAUGGAGCAGAAAGUCCGCCAUGAUGGUAAGCAAAAGAGCUGGGCGGGGCUAGGCACACAACAGUGGACAAUGUAUUCACUAACUCACAAUUUAUUCACAAUGCAAUGUUUUUGGAUUCUGCUGCCCAUCAUGGCUACAGAAGUGGCGCCCAGAAUAAAAACAAAUACAUUAAAUAUAUUAAAUUAACAUUUGUAUAUUUUUUAAUAGUUAAAUUCAGUGUAAAAAUAAAUAUAUAUCAUAAUAUAACAUAUACUAUAAUAAUACAAAAAAUAAAUACUGUAAUAUAAUACAUACAUUUUUGCCUAUUUGUCCAGACUUUAUGGACACCGUACAUUAUGAUUCAUGUCAAAUUCAUCCUUCAGUUGAGCUUUUAUUGAAUCAAAGUGAAUUGCAAUACAUAAAUUAAAAGAUGAUUGUGGUUACUUUCCUAUGCCACCUUAUUACUCAGGUCACCUUCGUUUUGGACUAGUAUGGAAGUACAGUUAACAUUACCAGUCAAGUAAUUGUUACUAUAACAACCCAGCAUUUACAGCAUAUCAUUAGCUGUGUAGUCAAAUUUAGCACCUCAAUGCAUCGCUAUGUUGUAUAAUGUGCCUUGACUGUCUUACCGUAGAGCAGAGAUGGACAAGCUACAGGCCAUAUACGGCCUAUCAAGCUUUUUAAAUCCAGCCCAUCCAAUUUUCCAAAUGAUUUUAUUAAAAUCCUUUAACACCGAAGCUGUCGCCAGCGACAGGCUUUGCAACACUAUUUUUAAACUACUAUAAGUCUUGAACAAUUUGUGCUAUCCGAAUAAUUCCAAAAGUUUCUGAAUCUAGAGGCUCUGUGUUUUCCAGUGAUAUACAAGACAUUACGGUAAUCCAAGAGACUGCAUCACAGGAGCUCAGAGAAGAUGACACUUUAAGACAAAGUAGAGUCAGGGUUUGUUUUACAAAAGUUUGCCCACACCUGCUGCAGAGUAGAGCAUGCGGCUCUGGGUAAGACACGCAAACUCACUGUGCUUCGCUUUAAAUGUCAAGCUCACACCCACAGUCCAGUGACAGUGUAAGACGUUAGUAAUAGUACAAUGGCUAGAUAAGAGCCGGUGCCUUAAUGGCCAUAAAUGAACUUUGCUCCCAGCGACAGUUUGACACACAUAGGUGGAGUCUUCCUGUUCACCUGCUCUUUCAGGAAACGCCACAUUGCAGUGGAACUGACCAGCAGGCACAUUGGAGGAUUUAAAAACAUGGACGUUGAUUCUUGCAUCUGGCUAAUGCUGUGUGCAACUGGAGUGAUGGGACAGUUCCAGGUGGAGCCUCUCACUGCCACGGUUCUGACGGGCUCAGAUGCAGGAUUCACUGCCACAGUGCAGGGCACGUGGGCGGUCAUGACAUGGAACGUCCGAGGCUUCCUGGUCCUCACUGUUCCCAGAAGUGGUAACGUAUCUUCAUCCUCCGAACAGUUUUCUGCCUCAUUCUGCUCCAGCGGGGACACCAGCUGCGUGGAGUUCACCAUCCACAACACCACACGCAUGGAGGCUGGCGCGGUCAUCUGCACGGUUCAGGGAGACUAUGGAUCCAAAACAGCACAGCUACAAGUACAAGAAAGUGGUACGGUCCAGAUCAAAGAAGGGAAUAUGACAGUAGUCCAGGACCAGGAGGUUGAGUUCCACUGUGAGACAUCAGCUUGGUUCCCGCCUCCCAGUAUCAUUUGGACCGUGAAUGGUGACACAGUGGACGAUAUCCCGUCCAACAGCACGAACGUGACACAUGGAGAUUCCUUCAACUCCUCGAGUAUACUGAAGUUUCAAGCUGUCAAAGAUUCUACCGUGGUGUGUUUGGCAACGUUACCGACACUGAAAAACCCACUAUCCAGCUCUGUCCAUGUGGUGGUUGUACCCAAGCCUCCAGACUGGACCGUGCUGAUAGCUGUGGUUUGCUCCUUUGGUGGUUCUGCUCUGUUCGUUUUACUCAUCCUUGGGAUCAUCUUUUGCUACAAACGCAAGAAAGAAAAAGAAUCCAACUACCAAGAUGAAAUGACUAAGAGGGUGAGGACACAGAGCCAGUUGAGUGGUUUGAGGCCUCCUGGACAGAAGCAAGGUCGAGUCAAUGCAAGUUAUGUGACAGAUGGCCAAACAAGUGUUGCCACAAGUGACCUGACAGACAGUGGCUAUUUUCAGAGAACCGCUUCCAAUAUGUUUGAGAUGCCUGAUGCUGUGCGUGAUAACAAGAUAGAAAAUGGCUACAGGAGCACCUACAACAGUGUGGAUGAUGACUUGAGAAAACACAGACAUGCAACUAUUGUGUAGGACUGCUGGCACCUUGGAACCCCAGAGACUUUGAAUCUCAGACCAAAGACUGAGACGCUUACUCUCGGAGCUUUGAGGUCUUUCAGUGCGUGUCAAGAUGCACGUAGAUGUUGUUUGUUUGAAAACAAGAUGAUUUUGAUGGACUGAUAUAUGCGAUAUUGUACAAGUGUUUUUUUUUUUACACUGGCCAAGUAAAAACUGUGGUUUUCACUUUCAUCCAAUGGAAGAAAUCUGAAUGUCAUCUUAAAAUCCCCUUUACAAGUAAAUUGCUUUGCAAAAGUAUUCACCCCUUGGAGUACCACGAGGUUUUGUCUUGUGUGCGUGAUCCAAAAUGGCGGCGUAAACAAACCCUAAACAAUCGGGCCAACGCAAACCAAGGCAUCAUUUUUGCAAACAUUUUUGGAUGUUAACCUAAAAAUGCUCCAACUGAGGCGGAUGUUAACCGAGGUACCCCUGUCACACGAAAGGAACCACGAGGAAUAAUUUGGCUGCUCCUGUUUGUGGAAGCAGGCCGUAAGAUUGGUGAUGAUUGUCAAAUGCGUCCACCUGCCUCGUUGCCCCCCCUCACCCCACUGACCAAAAUACUAAGUCUGUUUGGAUGCAGACCGUGAUAAUUGAGUGGGUGCUCCUUCUCAAUAACAAUGAAAAAACUGCAACGAUAAUCCUUGCUGGAGACGAGCAGGCAGGGAGUCACAGCAGGUUGGUUGGUCCGUAGUGUGGAGCGGGAGACCAGCUGAUUGGUCUCCUGCAUGCAUGUGGGGAGGAGAGAAGCCAUGCUGGCUCUAUAAAAACAACAUUCAGCAGAAGAGGAUUGUUCAUUGGAGGCACCGCUGACCACACUGACUGGAUCCACACAUACACAGCGCAGCCAUGA
This is a messenger RNA of Dunckerocampus dactyliophorus (ringed pipefish), 11320 nucleotides long. RefSeq names its product immunoglobulin superfamily, member 5a (gene igsf5a). Lineage: Eukaryota; Metazoa; Chordata; Actinopteri; Syngnathiformes; Syngnathidae. Gene Ontology annotation, biological process: cell-cell adhesion. The transcript has 10 exons. The record is from RefSeq and is a predicted model, not a curated record. Bases 9262 to 10446 code for a protein of 394 amino acids.